AUUCCCGCUUCGCUGACCUGCGUGUUUGUUGCGUUUCUGUUUUUCGCAGACUUCAGCUAUGAAGCUCGCAAGAUUUUUGAUGAAACUCAGCCAUGAGACAGUUACUAUUGAACUGAAAAAUGGUACCCAGGUGCAUGGCACCAUUACUGGCGUAGAUAUUUGUAUGAAUACGCAUUUGAAAUCAGUUAAAAUGACUGUUAAGAACAGGGAGCCAGUCACUUUGGAGACACUAAGCAUUCGUGGCAAUAAUAUUCGUUAUUAUAUAUUGCCGGAUUCUCUUCCAUUGGAUACCUUGCUCGUAGAUGAAGGACCUAGACCAAGAACCUUCAGAGACAGUCGUGGUGGCAGAGGAGGACGCGGUGGUAGAGGCCGUGGUCGCGGAAGAGGAAUGCGUGGUCGUGGAAGAGGUGGCCCGCCAAGGAGAUAUUAAAAUAAAAAUGCUGGAUUUGAAUAUCAAGUUAUUUGGGAUUAUUAUUAAACAAUUUUAUGAGCAAUGAAAUUUCAUUUCGACUUCAUGCAGCUCAAAAUAAUCAUAUUGGCACUCUGUUUGUUUAUCGUAAUUUGACUGUACUUGCUGAUAAACCAUUAUAAAUCAGGGCUAAAGGAAAUCCUUUUCAACCCUGGUUGUCUGGUUAUCUAAUGCUAGACAAGAAAUUUGCGGUACGCAAAAAUUUUAUCCUGCAGUCUUAAUCUUAAAAGAAAAAUUGUUCUUUUGCAAUUCAUUUCAACCAUGUUUCAUUGGGAUUUACAAUCAUUUUAUUACUGUAUUACAACAAUGAAUAUUUUACAAUUGUUCUUUUGAA
This is a messenger RNA of Styela clava, 803 nucleotides long. RefSeq names its product small nuclear ribonucleoprotein Sm D1-like. Gene Ontology annotation, biological process: RNA processing; spliceosomal snRNP assembly. Gene Ontology annotation, molecular function: RNA binding. Lineage: Eukaryota; Metazoa; Chordata; Ascidiacea; Stolidobranchia; Styelidae. The record is from RefSeq and is a predicted model, not a curated record.